Messenger RNA from Cydia pomonella (codling moth), 1253 nucleotides. Its product is annotated as ciliary microtubule associated protein 1A-like. The record is from RefSeq and is a predicted model, not a curated record. NCBI's taxonomy places the organism in Eukaryota, Metazoa, Arthropoda, Insecta, Lepidoptera, Tortricidae. The transcript is spliced from 6 exons. The coding region runs from base 113 to 907 and encodes 264 amino acids.
UAUGAACUACAAAAUUUAUGUCAAUUUUGUUUGUCAGUCUCGUGUAAUAUUAUUUCGAAAAUAAUUUUGUUAUUAUUGUUUUCUUAUCGUAUCUUUUAUCAAAUAAUUGGUAAUGCCGUGGGGCUGGGAGUGUAGGGCAAAGUUAGUGAAGCAAUUGCCAGCUAAGCCCACCAAGCGGCGAGGGCCCGUCUCUGGAGAGGCAGCGGCGCCCGGCCCGCUAAAAUAUGAGGUGCCCGAGCUGUAUUGUGGAAAAGGACACGGGCACAUCAAGCGCGCGCCGGCAUAUUCGUUCGGACUGGCAAUACCGGCCAACGUAAUCAAGCCCGCCGCCCGUCCUAACGCACCAGUUUUCAACGUACGAGGGAUUACAAAAAAAGGUACGUCAAAAAUCCCCGGUGGAGUUGUGGGCUCUCAACUCGAACCUGUAAGCGACCGCACGCGCAAGCCGGGCCCGGGUGCGUACACACCCGGUAAUGUGCGCUAUAAGCGCGCGCCGGCGUACACGUGCCAGCCGCCCGCGCGGCCCCCAUAUGAGCCGUGGGACAUGUGGACAUGUCCACCUAAUAUGUACUGCCCUUAUAUACCGCUCAAAAAACCCCCAGCGUAUUCCCUUGGCAAUGCUAUAAGAAACCUAAAUGCUGCUUCUAUUCCCGGGCCUGGGGCACACGAUCCCAAAUUCGCCUACCCUCAAAAGAAUCAACCAGCCUAUUCUUUCGGCCACCCGUUCCGGCCUUUGCCACCGCCGGACUACCCGCCGCCCAACAACUACUGCGAGAAAAAGUUCAUGGUGCAGAAGAGGACGGCUCCGGCACCUUCAUUUGGCAUCCGCCAUACUCCGUAUUUGGGAGAGCUUCCGGCGCAACUCAAACCCUCCAAACUGGAUCUCGUCGUCAACACAGGAUCGUAGGAUCGGUAAACAUAUCAACGAUCGUCCUUCCUGCCCUCAACUUGAAGCAUACGUGCAAUCGCUUCCCAUGGAACUUAUGGAGCUGGGACGUAUCGCGUUGGUGGCGGCGUAAGUAGCAAAAUAUAUGCAUCGAAGCAUGACUUAAGGUCCGUUCAGAUUAACCGCCGCGCCGCCCGCACUUUGACUUGAGAUUGUGCGCUUUAAGAGGGGGAUAACGCAAAAUUGCAAUUUUUAUAUUGAAAUUUUACACGUUUUAAUCAAGGACAAAUGCCAUGAAAAAAAUCACUCGGAAACUAAACUAUAUUUGCAAGGGGAAACUCUAAGCAAAACCGCAAAAGGUUAAAGU